Aedes albopictus (Asian tiger mosquito) is the source of this 1170-nucleotide messenger RNA. RefSeq lists its product as uncharacterized. The transcript has a single exon. Lineage: Eukaryota; Metazoa; Arthropoda; Insecta; Diptera; Culicidae. Gene Ontology annotation, molecular function: nucleic acid binding; zinc ion binding. Bases 1 to 1170 code for a protein of 389 amino acids. The record is from RefSeq and is a predicted model, not a curated record.
AUGCCUCUCUCCAAUCCAUUUAUCGUGGGCACGUCGAUCGAACUAGCAGUCGGAACUAAAGUUGAAGCAACUCGUGAAGGACGUGGUUCACGGUACCUCUUACGUACCUCAUCCAAAACAGUGUACAACAAACUACUGAUGCUUACCGAGCUUACCGAUGGAACACAAGUCGAGAUCAUUUCCCAUCCUACACUGAACUCAGUGCAAGGUACGGUAUACGAUCCUGACACUAAGGACAUGGACGAAAAGGACAUCUUAGGCUACCUCGCUCCGCAAGGUGUACAUUCAGUACGCAGAAUCAAGAAACGUGUAAACAACACAGUUAAAAACACACCUCUUCUGGUUCUAUCAUUCUACGGGACGCAAUUACCAACAACCGUAUAUUUUGGUCUCUGUCGAAUCCCAGUUAAGGUUUACUAUCCCUACCCAAUGAUCUGUUUCAACUGCGGGGACUAUGGCCACUCCAGAAAAACAUGCCAAAAUUGUGGAGUCUGUCUACAAUGCUCACAAACGCAUGAACUUGCUGAAGGAGACAAAUGCCAAAAUACUCCGCAUUGUUUGCAUUGCAAAAAUGAACACGCAAUUACCUCACGAGACUGCCCCAAAUACAAAUCCGAGGAGAAGAUUAUUCGUAUCAAAGUUGACCAGGGAAUCUCCUUCCCAGAAGCCAGACGGAUCUACACCGAAGAAACGAAAAAAGAGACAUUCGCUAAUGUUCUCCAGGAUCGUCUGAACCGUGAACUAGCCAUCAAAGAUCAGAUAAUCGCCGAGCUACAAAAACAGGUGGCCGCACUAGCAAAAGAACUGUCGGAACUGAAGGACGUCCUUAAGUCGAAAUCCAACGACCAAGCACCAGUAGCUACAAAUGCUAAAGCCUCGAACUCACGGAAGCCACUAUCCCAAACGUCAACAUCAACGAACUCUUCCAUCACAGCUAUGCCCGCUCCAGCUCCACAAAAUAAGAGCAUCAGGAUGUCACGUAAAGACAAAUUGGACAUUUCCCCUCCAACACCAACAUCAAGCCGCAAUGACAUCAGAACAUACGAUCUCCGGAAUCGCAGCAGAAGUGGAAAACGUCACAUGGAUAUGUCUCCGUCAACCGGCAGAUCGCAAGGUAAACGAUUCUCCGCCCUCCCGUCUAGUAGUGACCCCAUUGAUAUCGACGAAUAA